This is a messenger RNA of Tachysurus vachellii, 4389 nucleotides long. RefSeq names its product ELMO/CED-12 domain containing 3 (gene elmod3). Bases 442 to 1653 code for a protein of 403 amino acids. The transcript is spliced from 13 exons. The record is from RefSeq and is a predicted model, not a curated record. Lineage: Eukaryota; Metazoa; Chordata; Actinopteri; Siluriformes; Bagridae.
CUCACGUCGGUACGGGGGAAGGGAAGCUGAGAUUGGAGGAAAGCGACAAGAAGUGUGUUUUUAGACCGACUGUCCGAAGUCACCGUUCCUUCUGUGAUCUCAUGAUCAGUCCAAACCCUGAUGGCACAUCGAAGACCCAUCUCGCUCAUGACCAGUCGCCUGGGCCCGCCUGACUCCGUACUGCUUCUCAUCCAAGUCAAGGUGUAGUGAGGAACACCAGUGGGAUCAGUGAACUUGUGGAACUUGUGUGACUGACCCUCGUCUCUGAGAUCCGCUCUUGGACCUGCGCUGGUCUUCUUCUGCUUUCUCACGUCACAGCAGCGUCUGAGCGAUGAGCUCUAAGUAAAAACUACAAUUCCGUCACAUCUCUCACUCGGAGGCAGCAUGAGUGAGGACUCGGGACGCAGGACGACGAGCGGACAGUAGCUCAGGACUUGCACCAUGGAAGGAGACGUCGCAGUCCACACGGAGAGCUCGAAUGGUUUUGCACAGGAAUGGAAGCAGACUGAAGAUCUGACCGGUGGACAGUCCACACACACACUGAUGUGUAACGGCAUCAAGGAGAACGGCGGCAUCAACGGCAGCUCGUAUCUCAGAUCCGUCCCGAUUUCAGUGCUGAAGCAGAAUGGCCUUCUACAGUCACUGGCUGCAGGCGGAGAUCAAACAGAAGCAGAUGAGGUGGACUCGGAGCUGGAGCGUGCGCAGCAGGAAUGGGAUGCCCUCGAGAGCAUCCAACCAGUUCCUGUAGAAGAUCUCGCUCCAUUGGCUCUGAUUUCUUUCAACGAGGCACUGCAACACUUUCAGACUACAGACCUCACCGAGCUUCUGAGGAACAUACAGCCAACCGUUCACAGGACAGGACUGGCCGUUGUCACACACUUCCUGUUUGGGCCGCCGCGCCUAUACAAGGAGCUGAUGGAGGAGAGAGACCUGGUGUUCGCCAUCGCACAGUGCUCUCUGGAUAACACCCAGCCGGUGCACAUGCGUGUGCUGCAGACAAUCUACCGCAAACUGACGUCUACGAAGGCAGACUGCCCUCGAUAUGGGCCGCACUGGGAGAACAUCGGCUUCCAGGGUACAGAUCCGGCUACAGAUCUGAGAGGAACCGGAUUUCUGGGUCUAAUGCACACACUUUAUCUGGUCAUGGAUCCAGAGACACUUCAGCUCGCUAGAGACAUUUACAAACUCUCUCAGCAUCCAGUACAGAAUUUUCCAUUCAGCGUGAUGUCCAUCAACAUGACCCGCAUCGUCCUGCACGCGCUCAGGGAGGAGGUUCUGACAAAGGAGUGUAACCGGCGGCAGCAGGUGGUGGGGGUGCUGAACGAGUUUUACGUGGCGACGUUUCUGCACCUGUAUGAGGUGUGGAGGACUCAGAAGAAGACCAUCUCUGACUCAGGAUACGUCCUCAAAGAUGUGGAGCUCUAUGCUAAGAAGAACCCAAAGCAGCUUCUCAAACACCUGCACUGUUACCUGCAGGAGAGACGCAGUAGGAUUGGCCACCGCACAUCACCUGACCCGCUGUCACACGGCAACCGUUCCCUCGGCGACGGGGAAGCUCUCAUACACAACUGCAGAGGGAAGGAGGGGAAGAUGAACUUCAUUGGUGUAUGUGAACUUCCACCUGAGAUGGAGGGAGAGGCCAGACUCAUCUAAGAGGGGGGGAGGGGGGAGACAAACAGACUGAAAAAUAGAUGAUUGGAGUAAAAGAGAGCAGCAGAGAUGGACUGAGAAAGCCAGACAGAGAUAGACAGAUAUAGAGAGAAAGAGGCACACAGACAGACAGACAGACAGAAAACUAGAGUGAGAGAGAUGGCAGCAAGGGAGGGAUUAAGAAAGGGGAAGAGAGAGAGAGUCUAGAAUGUAUGUUUCAUGUGAUCUGUCUCUAUCACUCACUGAGAGAGAGAGAGGGACAGACUGAGUGAGACAGACUGAGACAGACGGAGAGAGACAGACGGAGGGAGACAGACGUGGAGAGACAGAGGGAGAGACAGACGGAGAGAGACAGAUGGAGGGAGAGAGACAGACAGAGAGAGACAGACGGAGGAAGAGAGACAGACAGAGGGAGAGACAAACGGAGAGACAGACGGAGAGACAGACAGAUGGAGAGGGACAGACUGAGUGAGACAGACAGAUGGAGAGACAGACAGAUGGAGGGAGAUACAGAUGGAGGGAGAGAGACAGACAGAGGGAGAGACAGACGGAGAGACAGACAGUUCCUGCACUUGUUUGUAUCCAAAAGCACCAUGUAAUUAAACAAAACUCAGAGACAGACAGUGAACAAGUGAACGACUAAAACGCUUCACCAGACUCUAUAGAAUGUACAAUUUGCACAAUCUUUAUUGUUUUCACAAAUUAUUUUCCCACACGCACACACACACACACACACACACACACACACAUGCUCACACACACACACGCGCACACACACGUGCUCACACACACGCUCACACACACACACACACACACACACACACACACACUGUGGCUGUAGUGCAGUGUGAUUUGAGAGACAGACCCGAGACUUAUCUUGAGAUCCGAGCUUCUGGGUCAUCUGUAUGUUGACUGACUGAAAGACACAUAAAGUAACAGACAAAUUAGGAACCUGCACCACAGGCCACACCCACAGAACACCUGCACCACAGGCCACACCCACAGAACACCUGCACCACAGGCCACACCCACAGAACACCUGCACCACAGACCACACCCACAUAACUCCUGCACCACAGGCCACACCCACAGAACACCUGCACCACAGGCCACACCCACAGAACACCUGCACCACAGGCCACACCCACAGAACACCUGCACCACAGGCCACACCCACAGAACACCUGCACCACAGGCCACACCCACAGAACACCUGCACCACAGACCACACCCACAUAACUCCUGCACCACAGGCCACACCCACAGAACACCUGCACCACAGGCCACACCCACACGCUAGAACGCCAGCUAGCAGACAGGCAGUGCUGAAAUCUCUCUGAUGAUCUCCACACACACGAGUUGCAGGAUUUCAGGCAUUUAAUUCAUCAUCUGUUCUGUAGCUGAACCUUCAGGAUCGUUUCCGUAGCUCCGCCCUCACGUGUUGUUAGCAUGGCAGGUAGCAUUAGCGAUGUAGCAUCCGAUAUGUUUGAUAUGUUGAUUUUCAGUGUUCUGUUUCAAAACGACGUUAAACAGCUUCUCGGGUGUCCAUGUGUCCUGCUCCUGUCCUGACGCAUCAGUUACUCCAUCUAUUGCGAUAUUUAAGGCACAACACAAUAAUAUCGUGGACAUGUAAAAUAAUGGCGUGACGUCCGUCUCAUGUAGAACACUAUUUUUGCACCUUCACUCGUCUAGUCGAGAUUAAAUCUUAUUUUUUUUUCCCACUCAGGGUUUAUCAUGUGAUCAACAUAAUGCUGAAUACUGCGGUGUUUCGUAUAACCGACUAUCAGCUUACCGUCUGACUAAUGACCAUUAAAGUGUGUGUGUGUGUGUGUGUGUGUGUGUGUGUCUUUUUUUAUAGAGAGAGAAUUUGUGGAAUUGAAAGUGUGAGUGAUUGACAGCUGAGUUUCUGCUAUAAGACUUUAUUUGACUUCGGUCUUCAUGAUGACUUCAUAACACACCGAGAACCUACUGAGGAUCUGAGCAGAACAUUUCAGGAGCUGCUCUGAGAUCCUCCAGAUCUAAAUGACAGCAGGAUCCUCUUUAAUCCUGUAUUAAUAAGAACUACGAUAAAAUAACGUCAGUUCAUUUAAAAGAUGACGUCGAUUCCUAAUCUUUACCGUUUAGUGGAAACAGAAGUCCAAUCUAGACACGAGGUCAUCGGGUCUAAUCUCUUUUUCCAUCUUUUUCUUGUAUGUUUAUUUAUUUCUGUUGUUUGCUUCAGAGUUCCACGUUAAGAUUCCACCACGUUUCAUUUGCUAGAAAAUAAAAGUGAAAAUGAAAUGUUACAAGAUUUUUUUACAUUUUUUAGACAGUUCUUCAGUAAGAAGCUUCAACUCCCUCGUGUUAUAACCAGACUUCCUGAACGCCGCAAGCAGAAGAACGACAUAGUCGAUGUUUGUCUUUAAAACAUUACACUUCAUUACAGUUUAUGAAGCUUCAGGAAAUUUUUAUCUUUUGUGUUCAAAUUUCAGUUCAAAUGAAACAUUUACACUUCUGUUCUGAGUGAGCUGAGAGACAUACAGGCUUCAUAACAUGCUUUUAAGCACUGGGUAACACAACAGCAGUGUGUGCGUGUGCUUAUAACACUUCUGCAUGUUAUAAAGAUGUAACGCAGCUUCAGAUGAGAAUCUUCAUAAGCACCGUGCUGCUCAUUACAUCUGCACACUCACUCUCUCUCUCUCUCUCUCUCUCUCUCUCUCUCUCUCUCUCUCUCUCUCUCUCUCUCUCUCUGUCUCUCUC